AGCCACUCGUAGCUGAGUUUGUGAGCGCGCAGUUGGUGCAGCUGAAGCUGAAGUUUGGAGGCAUCAUCGGAGAGGAGGAAGCAGGAACCUAGGAUGGCUUUUGCAAGCUGGUGGUAUGCGACGCGUGGGCCUAAAAAUGCAAGUGGAUCAUCGGGAGAUAAAAAAGGAGCAGAAGCAGUGGAGAAGAAACCUGAAAGUGCUAGCCUUGCCGAAUCUCCUAAAACACAAACAAGUGGGACAUCUUCCAUCAGUAAGGCUCAGUCUUCUUCCACGGUUUCCUCAAAAACACCCACUAUGAAGCCUUCUGAAACAAAGGCUUCUUCAAGCCAGCAAAAGGCCAGUGGAGUGGAAUCCCACAAAAGAAAACGAAACAAGAAGCAGGCAGCCCAAAAAGCCAAAGCAGAAGCUGAAAAAGCAGCACAGUUAGCCAAGCCGGAUGAUUCUCAGUCUAAACGUUCAUCAGAAGAGAAGCAAAAAGAGCCUGGAGGGGCAAAAAGCCAAAGCAAACCUUCUGUAGUGGAACCUAAGCAACCAAGUACUGGAAAAGUACCCUCUGGUCAGAUUGACAAGACAACAACACAGCUGACAUCCAAAGAAGAACCAAAGGCUAAACCUGAUGAUAAGUCAUUGCCCCCCAAGGCAGCUGUUGCAGCUGCUGGCACAGCUGGAGCAGUAGCAGCUGGAGGCUUGACUGUUGCAGCUGCAGAGACUAAAGAAGGCAAAUUGCCAGCCCCAGCCCCAGCUGCUGCAGAAAGUAAAGCAGCUGAAAAGUCUGACAUAGAUGCUGCCUUAGAUGAUUUAAUUAAUACCCUUGGAGGUCCUGAAGAAAACGAGCCACCUACUCCUGAAUAUACUGGACCAGCAGUUUCGGACCCAAUGUCUUCCUUAUAUAUAGAAGAGCUGGGUAAACGGGAGAGCACAAUUCCUCCAGAGUACAGAAAACUCCUAGAGGGUAAAGGAGAUGGCAAAGCAGUUCCCCUGCCAGUGGCGGUAGGAGAAUCUCAGCCAACAAUGACAGAUGAUGACCUUGCAGAUGCUCUGUCAUCUGAUUUUACUUGCAGUGCUGUAACAUCUGCUGGAGAGAAGAAAGACAUGCCACAAGAGAAGCCUUCAGAAGAAGGUGAACUCCUACAAGCACAGUCUGCAAGUUUGAUCAGCAGUUCAGCUCCUCCUAAAGAGAAGAAAGCCAGAAUGGAAGAGGCAGCCCUUAGUGACAGCGCCUUGGACGCUCUUGUGGAUACACUUGGCAUGCCAGAACCGGAACCGGAAGUAGACCUUAGCUCCAUUGUGGAAGUGGAAGAGCCAAAGGCCAAAGAAAGGAAGGAGAAGAAACCUGGUGAACGCGACGAUACAAUCCCUCCAGAGUACAGAUUAAAACCAGCCUUGGAUAAAGAUGGGAAGCCCUUGCUGCCAAAGCCUGAAGAAAAACCAAAGCCUCUUAGCGAUUCUGACCUAGCUGAUGAAUUUUCAAAAGAUUUUGCCUGUCCCACUCCUCCCGCAGAAAUAUCCAAACCAUCUACACCUGCCGAUGUGCCUAAGAAGCCAAAAGCUGCUGAACCCCCCAAAACUCCCAAAGAAAAUGUGGCCGCAUCACCUGCAGUUCCUUCAGUGCAACCUUCAGCUCCAUCAGGAGUUUCUACAAAGCCCUCAGCAGCUGAAUCCAAAAAGAUUUCUACAGAAGAAGUGGUGUCCGCUGCUGCUGCUCCUUCUGUGGCAUCUUCAGCUCCCUCAGUAGCUUCUCCAACUUCACAGGUACCUGAUGAAGCCCUGGAAGCCUUAUCUGGAAGUCUAGGAAAAGUGGAGCCUCACCCAGAAGAAAAGAAGCCUGCUGUGGAUAAAGUGAAGGAGAAAGCAAAACAAGAGGAACGUGAGAAACUUGGAGAAGAUGAAGAAACCAUUCCUCCUGAUUAUAGAUUAACUGAAGCAAAGGAUAAAGAUGGGAAGCCACUUUUACCAAAACCUCAAGAAAAACCUCAGCCCUUGAGUGAAAGCGAACUUGUUGAUGCUCUGUCAGAAGGGUUUUCUUGUUCUUCAGCACCAACGUCAAAGGCUGCCCCAGCAGCUGCACCUCAAAAACCUACAGGUGCUGGCAAACCUGCUGUUGCACCUACUGAAGAAGUUAUCUCUUCUGCUUCUGCUUCUGCAGUCCAUUCAUCAGCUCCUCCGCCACCAGCACCUACCCCAGGUAGGAAAGAACUUGAUGAUGCUGCAGAUCUUCUUGCAGAUUCAUUGGGGCAAAGAGAACAUGACCCGGAUGAAAACAAACCACUUGUUGAUAAAAUAAAGGAAAAGGCUAAAUCUGAGCAUAGAGACAAACUUGGAGAGAAAGAUGAUACAAUCCCUCCUGAUUAUAGGCAUAUUCUUGACUCGGAUGAGAAGGGGAAGCCAACAGGCAAGGAUGCUGAGAAACCCAAGGAACAAAAGAAGCCAGCUGAUGACUCGGCAGCUAUUGAUGCCCUUUCAGGGGACUUUGAUAAUUGUGGGAAACCUGUUUCUCAGCCUUCAACAAAGGAUGAAAAAACAAAAGAUGCUGCCACAUCAAAACCAGGUAGAAAAGAUGAAAAGAAAUCCAAAUCCAGAAAGGCAAAGGAGCAGUCUUCCAGCGCAAAAUCUGAGAAACAGAAAAAGAGUUAAAUGUUACCAGGCUUUUCAUCACUAAUGCAAAAAAGUCUUCGUUUUGCUAGUGGAUAGCUGCACUUGAACAAAAAAAAGAAAAGAAGCUAUUUUGCAGAAGCAAGAUAGUCUCCCGGGUGAUUUUUGUAUCAUGGUAUUUGGAUAUAAUGGCAUGGGAGGCAUGCAUCUUACUAUUUUCAAGGAUGACCUUUUUCAUUUAUUUUACUGUCUCUUAUUUUGUAAUUUUCUUCAGUUAUGAGAUGGAAAGGAUGCUUUAUAUUUGUAAGAAAAGUAUUUCUAUGGAUUUAAUAGCAAUGCAAAAAGAAAAAAGUCUGCAAAGUUUGCACAUAAUCUACACACAGUGCCUGCAAAUCUCAGCAGAGUUCAGAAAAGCUGUGGUUUGGUUUUUUAGUAUAAUGAAUGCUCUAAAUAUUCUGGAAUAUAAUGCGUUUUGGCUAUCAACUGCCUGCGGGUAUUCAUUUUGAAGAAUAGUUAGUGAGAAGUGAGUAAUCAGUUGCUAAGAUUUAAAUGUGGGAGAAGACUAGAAGCGAUUGUUUCUCAAUCCUUGGCUUCUAAUAACAUAGUAUUCAAUAUGAACAGUGCCGCUAGUAUUUUCAUUUGAAACCUUGAGUUCUGUUUGUCACCGCCUUUGUAUAAUUCUGCUGCCUCUGUCAGUGGCUUGCAGAAAGGGCGUAAUAUUGCAUCUGAAUUGCUAUUGGAUAGGGGUACUCCAGAAAGGAUGCACAUAGGACUCCAAUAUGCUCCUAUAAGUUACACUGGUAGAGCCCCCUAACCCGCAGAUUACACAGCUUGUUUCUGGUGUAUAAAUUCACAUCACAGCUGAAUACAGAGGUGCUUUGUGAACUAAUUUGGAUGCAAUGCUUGCUCAACUUCCAUGUUUUAUCCCCACCCCCCACUUUUUGGUAUUCCUUGCAGUGAGAGAAAACCUAUGGCUCCAACAGCAGAUUCUGAUAUGCUUUGCAUUAUGAGUAGCAAAAUUUUCUAUUGACUUUUGGAGUAAGAUGCUACUCCUGGUUUGGGUCAAGUCUGCUUCCAGGUAGCUAGUGCUCUAGACUACCAUGGUCAAAUAUAUAGGCCACGGCCUGCGAGGAAUAUCAUCUGUGCAAGCCCCUUUGAACUACACAGGAGCAUGGCCACUUUCUGCCAUUGCUCUUACUUACUUCAAAAGCAGCAAGUGCAGAUGUUCCUCUGGGGACAUCAGAAUUUUGACUGUCCUUGACAAUCUGUAAUGUUAAUACUGGACUGUUUUUGAAAGUCUGUAUUAAGAUUGGCUGUCACACUAAUAAAGUUUUAGAAUGUAUUACCUUGU
Molecule: messenger RNA, 3943 nt
Organism: Lacerta agilis (Sand lizard)
Lineage: Eukaryota; Metazoa; Chordata; Lepidosauria; Squamata; Lacertidae
Gene: CAST
Product: calpastatin
Exons: 33
Coding region: 94-2634 (846 amino acids)
Cellular component (GO): cytoplasm
Molecular function (GO): calcium-dependent cysteine-type endopeptidase inhibitor activity
Source: RefSeq, a predicted model, not a curated record